UACAUAACCAAAUUGAUAUAUCUCAGUCUUGUAAAAUUUAACUGAACUUGGAGGAUGAAGUCCAGCCUAAUGCAUUUUGUUCCCCCAGUGAGUAGAGAAAGAAGAAUCUCCCAGUUUCCCAAGUGGUACACACCUGAGGCCUGUCUGCAGUUUAAAGAGCACUUCCAUGCACAGGUCAGGACUGCUUGUCAGCACAGCACUGCAACAGCUGGGCUGAAAAUAUCCAAAGUGGUUGUGGUAGGAGACCUGUAUGUUGGGAAGACCAGUCUUAUCAACAGAUUUUGUAAAGAUAAUUUUGACCGAGACUACAAGGCGACCAUUGGAGUAGAUUUUGAGAUUGAACGUUUUGAGAUAAUUGGAAUGCCAUAUAACCUCCAGAUAUGGGACACAGCGGGUCAGGAGAAGUUCAAGUGCAUUGCAUCUGCUUACUACCGAGGAGCAGAGGUUAUAAUAACUGUGUUUGAUCUGGCUGAUAUCCAAACUUUGGAUCAUACCAAACAGUGGCUAGAGGAUGCAUUGAGGGAGAAUGAGCCAGAUUCCAGCUUCAUCUUUCUGGUUGGAACAAAAAAAGAUUUGGUGUCAGAUGCUGUGUGUGAAAGGACAGAGCUGGAUGCCAUCCGUUUUGCCAAGGAGAUGAAGGCAGAAUACUGGUCAGUCUCAGCCAAAACAGGAGAAAAUGUCAAAGAAUUUUUUUCCCGAGUUGCUGCCUUGGCCUUUGAACAGUCCAUGAUAAAGGAGCUGGAGAACCCUCCUAGGCAGAGGGCCCAAAUUGGGGCAGGAAAUCUCAUCAAACUAGAGAAGAACAUUAUGGAAGUUCCAGAAGACAACGCUCAAGUCAGCCUGAGUUGCUGCUAACUGUCACACUGUGAGAAGUACCACACUUCUCUGCAACAAUGCUCUCAAACCAGAAAUGGAGAGCUUUAAUUUUAGAAAUGAGGGAGGAAAAACUUACCCAAACUUUCUUGCUGAGAGUUCCCUUGCUGCUGCAGGCUCCCCGUGCAGGGUGCUACAGUUGUUAUGUAACCCUUCCUCUGUGUAGUUGAAACAUUGCAUCCUUGUCUUAAUGCAAGAAGACAUUGCCAGUGCCAUGGCCUCACCUGUCAGCCAGAAGGGCUUGGUGUCAAAAAUGAUGUCAUUUUAGUAAUUUCGUUUUUUGAUAGUUCUUUAGAAAUCUUAGCUAGUGAAGUGGCAUUCUUGUGGGAGCAGGAAACAAGUAGCAGUUCAGAAUGAAGGGUGCUAUCAAUAUGGUUUUGCUUUUAAAAUCAUAAUGUAAAAUAACUCUGAUUUGCUUUUAUGCAUUACAAGUAUUUUAAAACUACUUGAAAAUAAAUCUUUUAAAGUAUCAGGACUGGAAGUACACAAAUGCAAACUGCAUAGUUUCCACUGUGGUUUCUCCAUCCAGGAAAAAUGUGUAUUACUUUUCAUUUUCCACUUGAGAAUCAGAGCCCAGUAUUCAAUAUUUCCAAACCUAAAAGAAGUCCAGGUAGGAACUUGGUUGUUUUAAAACAGCAGUCUAAUAUUUUGAAAAUGUUGCCAGAUAAGAAUGCUAUCCUUUUCCAUUCUCUUAAAUAAGAAAGACACAGGUGCAUAAUAUGGAAAACAUAGUAUUUCCCUUGAUUUUUCCAAUAAGUCUCUGAACUCUAAUAUUCUGUAUCUAGCUUAGAAUUCCAUGCUUCUAGGAUUCAUAUCCAGAAUAUGAGGCUUGCUGGCAUAAAAA
This is a messenger RNA of Sturnus vulgaris (Common starling), 1717 nucleotides long. NCBI's taxonomy places the organism in Eukaryota, Metazoa, Chordata, Aves, Passeriformes, Sturnidae. The record is from RefSeq and is a predicted model, not a curated record.